This is a messenger RNA of Mytilus californianus (California mussel), 6439 nucleotides long. Its product is annotated as regulator of G-protein signaling 7-like. Lineage: Eukaryota; Metazoa; Mollusca; Bivalvia; Mytilida; Mytilidae. Gene Ontology annotation, biological process: G protein-coupled receptor signaling pathway; intracellular signal transduction; regulation of G protein-coupled receptor signaling pathway. Bases 767 to 2236 code for a protein of 489 amino acids. The transcript has 16 exons. The record is from RefSeq and is a predicted model, not a curated record.
CACAUAUUGGAAUAAAUAUUAGAUGAAUUCUAUAACUGCAAGUACACCAAACCGAUCAGUCAUUAACGACCAAUACUAAUAUUGAACACGCUUGGAAAAAAUACAAACAAAUGUUGUACAUUGGGGGAUAUUAUUAGAUAUAUGCAUAAGUAGACUAAGAAGCAGACGAUAUUAAAUCUGCUAAAGAUUGAUCGAUCCUCAGUUCAGUCAGUGGUAGCGAGAUUCCUUUACUUUAAGAAGAAUGGCUCUAAAAGACAUAAUUAGCGACCAGAGCAGUGUGCGGAGUGUUCUUUGAAAAUGGUCGGUAUAAGUACUUUAUGUUGUUUUUUCUGGACGGAUUAAUGUACCAUUUAUAUUAUAGUAUGCUACGGGAAAACCCAUGUACAUAUAAACAACAGCUGAUUAUCAUUUUCUGAAGCUUUAAUGAGGUCUAAUUAAUCUCACUGAUCACCGGAAGUUAUUGAAUUGCAAGGAUGUGAUGGAAAUAAGCAGACGAGAACUUGUUCCGAGGAUUUACAUAAUAAAAAUGCAAACUCUAAACACUGUAACAAGAUGAGAAAAAUAAACUUUAAAGGAUGUAAAAUGAAGCUACAACGAAAAGUAUCCACAAAUAAUUUUUGGAAAGUUGAGUGGAAUAUUGUUUAGUUUACCCCUUCAGUAUUAUAGUUUUUGUGACAUAUGUUUCUAUGAAAUGUGAUUUUAAAAGAAUCUUAAAAGAGUUGCGAGAUCUUGGAGAUAUAAAGCUGUAUUGGCAUAAUGAUUAUUGAUGUGUAGUUUAGUUCUGCAUAAGGAAAUGGCUCUGACGCCAAGAUAUAAGCAAAGAACUGAGUCUUUGCCUAAUGCAUUACAUGUUAUGUUCGGAAAUGGCCAAAUCAAUCCAGAAGACAAUCCAAAUCAUUUGGUAUACAAAAAGAUGGAGACUAUCGUGGAAAAAAUGCAGGAUGAACAAACUGGUGUUCCUGUUCGAACUGUCAAAAGCUUCAUGUCAAAAGUGCCCAGUGUUUUCACAGGUGUUGAUUUGGUGGCCUGGAUGAUGAAAAAUGUAGAUGUGGAAGAUCAAGUUGAGGCCCUACAUCUAGCCUCUUUAAUGGCUGCUCAUGGAUAUUUCUUCCCAAUAGAUGAUCAUGUUUUAACUGUAAAGAAUGACAACACAUACUACAGAUUUCAGACCCCAUGUUUUUGGCCAUCAAGAUGUGGAGAACCAGAGAAUACAGAUUAUGCUGUUUAUUUAUGCAAGAGAACGAUGCAAAACAAACAGAGAUUAGAACUAGCAGACUAUGAGGCAGAAAACUUGGCAAGGUUACAGAAAAUGUUUUCACGGAAGUGGGAAUUUAUUUUUAUGCAAGCAGAGGCUCAAGCUAAAGUUGAUAAAAAACGAGAUAAAUUGGAAAGAAAAGUUUUAGACAGUCAAGAGAGAGCAUUUUGGGAUGUUCAUAGACCCGUGCCAGGAUGUGUAAAUACAACAGAAGUAGAUAUAAAGAAAGCAUGUCGGAUGAACAGGCACUCAAAAAUGACAAGGCCAAAUUAUGCUGUCCCUGGUGGUAGGUUAAGUCCUAGUGUAUCAGAGGCAGAUUUACACAAUCCUUGUGAAAGUUUACGACAUGAGAUUGAAGUUUUAAAGAAAAAAUUAGAAAAACGAAGAAUAAAAAUUUCCAAAGUUACAGAGAGUUAUGUAUCAUAUUUUGACCAGUAUGCUGAAUUUGAUGCAUUUAUUACUCCCCCUGACCCAUCAAAUCCAUGGAUCUCAGACUAUAUAGAUUUCUGGGAACAGGAAAAAACAGUCAACCCUCGUGAUAUACCACAACGCAGAGUAAAAAGAUGGGCUUUUUCUAUAGAAGAACUACUAUGUGAUCCUGCUGGGAAGGAACAAUUUAGUAAAUUCUUAGAUAAAGAAUUCAGUGGGGAAAAUUUAAAAUUUUGGUUAGCAUGUCAAGAUUUAAAAUGUCUACCUAUUAGAGAAGUUAAUUUUAAAGUUACUGAAAUAUUUUCAGAAUUUUUAGCUCCAGGUGCUCAUAAUCCAGUUAAUGUAGAAGGUCGCAUAUCAGAAUUAGUACGAGGUCGAAUAGAAAAUCAUGUGGAUAGAUACUGUUUUGAAGAAGCUCAGGACCAUAUAUUUAAAUUAAUGAAAAGUGAUAGUUACAGUCGAUACCUUCGCUCAGAUAUGUACAAAGAAUUUCUAAGUGGAACACGGAAAAAAAGUAAAAAGCGACUAGAAAUUAGAAAAGUAGUUGUUUGACAAAAUGGUAACCUAUAGAAAACAUUUUACUGGAAAUAUCGAUUAGACGAUACAUUCUGAUAAACACACAUCAGGUUUAAGUCACUUUUAAUUAGAGACAGUUUAAGAGCAUCCGGUGUAAAACAACUGCUGAGAAACACCUGAUAAGAAUAUUCUUAUGGAAGUUACAGAAGUCAACGUUUGACACGACAUUAUAAGAAUAGUUCUGUGAAUAUAAGCCGAAAGAAACAAUUCAAGUUUAAUAGCAGAAAUCAGCUAUUAGGAGCGUUGUUUGAAAUAAAGGCUCAAUGUCCAAACACAUAGCAAUAUAGCAAUAUACACAAAACUUUGACUAUCGUAGUAUAUGCUCGCUCUUGGGAUAAGUUGUCAGAAGUUGCUGUUAACAACGUAUGAUGCUGUAAAGUAAUAUUUGAAUAUGUCUGUUUGUAAGACUGAAAUACCAAAUGUAGCUUUCAUGCAGUUUGAUAUCUCGCUCUCUCAACAAUACAAAAGUAAGCUCUGUCUGACGAGAGAAGCAAUAUAAUAUGUGCUGCUGUUUUUUUGUUUUUUUUUUAUAUGAAUAGGGCAUUUUUACUCAUAUUUCCGUCAUUGAUUAUCUUGUACAAAGAGGUAUGACAAUUGCCCAUGUAUUUGUUUACUCGCAUACUCAAAGUUGGAAACAUUGAUGUCAUCGACUGGAAUUAUCUAAACUUUUGAAAAUAUCAAUGAUUGCCUGUAAAAGUUUCUAUGGAAAGGCGCCCGGAACCAAAAUCUUUUAUGCUUAGUUAAAUUAUGGUUUUGUUUUGGAUUCUUUUCUUGUCCAUUUUUUAUUUAAACAUUGUCAAAAAUUGAUUAAAAUUGCAGUUUUGAGACAUAUAUAAGUAUUUAUAAAUCAAUUGAAUGUUUUAUUAAUUUGAUAUAAUAUUGCUUAUUAUUCAAAGCCGAAAACAUUUAUAUGAUAAUGAUUAUUUUUUAAUGAAUCGAUGACCUUUUGAAAAUUAACAUAGCGGAUAAGUGAAUACAAGGAAAAAUUGUCUGACCUCUUUAUUUGAUCCUCAUUUCAAAUCACAUUCAUACCUCCGAUGAACUACGUAGGGAAAUAGAAAACUGAGACAAUUUGAUACUAAAUGAGCAACUGGGAAUAUAUGAAUAAAAAAAAAAUGGAACGCAUGCAUGAAUAUAUCUGAUAUAACGAACAAAACACAACCUGAAUGCUACUCUUUAUUUUACAACAAUGUAAUCAUGUGAAAUACUUAGUCCAAUAUAUAUCUACAAACACGUCAAAUAUAAAGAUGACUAAUAUAUUUGAAAACAAAAGAUGGGCGGACUAAACAUUCAAAACUGCUUUAAUCAAAGGUUGAAUUUAUGUCCUCAGGAACACUGCAGUGAUAAUUAUAUUUCCUCUUCAAUAAAAAAUACAAUGUUCAUGCAAUUUUUGGGAAAGAGAUAUGUUUUAAUAUAGAAAAAUUCUUUGUUUCAUGUUCAUAAUUUGUUGCAUACAUGCACAAACAGAUAAAAAUUUCUGCUGAACACUUUUACUGAUCUGAACGAGCUCGAACUAGAUUAUUUUGAAUGAAGAUAGCAUACUGGCAUUACUAUAAAUAAAAAAAUGAGUUAUUUUUUUUACAGAUUUUUUUGCAUAAAAUGAAUGUAAAUGCUUCCAAAAAUUAUUAACACAUCUAUAUAUAGUAUUUCGAACUUCUUAAUGACAGUAGUAUUUUGUCCCAUGACAUUAUAUCUCAUCGACACCGGUUACUCGAGAAUCUAAUUUCAGCUCGUUUUGUACACAGACAUUCAACUUUUUGAUUAUAACCUGAUAUAAGGGGUUUGAACCCUAUUUCAAACUUACUUUAACCCAUGUCGAUUAUGUACCUUCUGACGUUAUACCAUUUGCAUUCAUUGAAACUAUGGCAGGUUUUCACAUAGUAAGAUUUAUCUAUGAUCGAAAAUUACUUUAUAAAAUAUUUACUGUAUUUUUCCAUUAUAAGAACAUACAAUACUCCUUUUUUUUUAUUUAAUCAUAACUUUAUGUCAGCAAUUCAGCAACAUUGUACCUUUCUUUCUUAAUCAAUUUCCGAAAUAUCGUUUGGUAAGUUGGAAUAACAAAAACUUCAUUUUGCUUAUCAACCACAUUGUUUAUCUGUUUAAACUUUUAUACGCAUCACACAAAUAGUUAUGGAGGUGAUAACGUAAUAAUUUACGUUCCCAAGAAAAACUCAAUGUCUAUAUGCAUAUCAUAACUGUUAUGCUUAUUACUUUUCCGCAAAGUGUAAGAUUGUUUUACUAUAUUCAAUAUGCAGAUAGAUCAUUGUUUUCCUUUUAUAACGAAAAUGAUGAUUGCUACAGAUUCCACAGAUUCUAUUAUGUCAAACUUGCUUGUACAUACAAUAAAUAAUAUCCCCUGACAUACAAUGCUUCAAUACAUAUCAAACUGUAAUAUUUCAAAUUUUGAGAACGACAAUGCAUGACAAAAAUAACAAUGCAGUUCUACAUGUGAAAUUGUUUAGAAGUUACCACAAGUGCCUGUGUAUGCACAGGUUGAAAUUAAAACUAUAUUGAUGAUUCAUACACAAAAAAAAAAAAUAUCUAUGAAAAUUAAAUGCACAAAUAUUUCGGUGAUUGAAGCAGGGUUUUUAUUAUGUAAAAUAGAAAUAGAGAAAUAUAUGUAUACAUAACAAUACAAUAUCAAUAUAUUAAACGGGCAUUAGCCGUCAAAUUCGUGUUAACAGAUUUGACCCAAAUUCUGAUACUUUAUUUACAGCAUAUACGUAUAUUCAAAUCACAAAAAGUCCAAAAGAAACAAUUAACAGUGCACGGGCUCGCUAUAAUGUAUCAGCAUUUCGUGCGUAUUAUUAUAGAACAGACGCCACCUAGUUGUCCAUCGAGAUGACCUCCGAAGACUGCCGACAGUCAUUUAACCUAGUAUAAACAUAAAUAUAAAUAGAUAGCAAACACGUGCAACCGGAUUUUGAAGUUCUGUUUGAUUUUAUGUUAUGGUUAAAUAUAUAUGUAAAAUCAUCGUUUUACCUAAGAAUGAUUUUUGUUGGCUGGACCAGUCAAAACAAAUUUUGUUUCUAGUGUCUCCCUGAUUUCACUUUUCAAUGUUGACAUUCUUGUCUUUUUAGUGAAUGAACCACAUGCCAUGCAGAUCACAUGUGCAACCCGUUUCCACUAAAGGUUGAGUUAAAGGUUAUAUAAAUACGGAUUCAAAUUAGUUGAAUUAUUGACUUGCAAGUCAAUAAUACACCUGUGAAUUUUUUUUAGCUUAUUUUGAUGAAAUUAGACCAAAUUGACUGCUAAUAGCGAAAUAUUAUUUCUAUAUUCCGCUUUUGUAAACAUGUAAAUAUUUUAUUGUUAUGCCGAAUUCGUAGCUAUCGCCCCUUUAAAUAAUACAUUCCUGUAGAAUUUGAUCUUUUUACUGAAAUUUUGAAGAAAAAAAUAUUAAACCUCAAGAAAUUGAUUAUUUCGACCCAUUUUGAUGGUCAUUAGUAGACUGAAAUGAACGUCAAAGAGGCAAAGUUCUUUCUUUGUUUAUACAUAGUUUUAUUGGUAGAAGCAGAUACCAAAUGGACAAUUAAAGGCCAUAAGUGGAAUAGAGAAAGAAAACAUCAUGAUAAAAAGACGACGAAAAUGCAAACAACAGUCUACAUAACACUUCACGGAAAACUUAAUAUAGAGUAACACGAACUACCAAAAACCGGGAAUAAUCUUAGGUGUCCUUGUAUGGUACGCAUCUAUGAGUCUAUCACUAGUGGAAUCAAUCGUGUUACUCAUUACCAGUAAAAAUUCAUGACAACUCGCCUUCAGUGAUGUCCCAAUCGAGGAUAAAAGGAUGUGACUGUGGCUACAAGUGGAACAUGUCCGUGGUCGACUUUGACCAAAUAUUCUAAAAGGUCAAGUUGGCUUUAUCAGUUAGGAAACCAACAUAACCUUGCAAAGCCCUACUAGUACCAUUCUUAGUUUGUUUAUGUAUAAAUCAUAACACAUGAUCUGCAGAUAAAUAUUAAUGCAUCCGUAAUUAAUGUGUUGCGCUUGCAUCUAUACUUAGUAUAUAAGCUUCUGAUGAAUUAUUUAUCUGCUUUAUUUGAUCAUUGAUUACAUCGAAAUGACUGUUCAGCUUCAAUCAAAAAAUGAAUGCAAGACUACUGUAUAUGAUGAAUGUAAUUUGUUUGCUGCUGAGUGAAAUUUCACAAAACAAAAUAAAACAUCAUAAUUAUCAUUAUU